Molecule: messenger RNA, 1470 nt
Organism: Paramecium tetraurelia
Lineage: Eukaryota; Ciliophora; Oligohymenophorea; Peniculida; Parameciidae
Exons: 4
Biological process (GO): protein dephosphorylation
Molecular function (GO): protein serine/threonine phosphatase activity
Source: RefSeq, a predicted model, not a curated record
AUGAAGUUAAACUCUGCCAGCCAAUAAAAAUUAGCUAAUGCUAGGCCAUGUACUUCCACUUAAAAGACAGGCUCAUCUCCAAUAAAGAACAAUAAAUAUUUGGUUUCGACAAGUAUAUCCACAGCACCUAAAACUGAUAAUAAAAUACUAAAGUCAAUAGCAUUAUCUCGCGAUUUCAUCUCAUCGAAUAAAUCUGGAACUAAUUCCUACAUCAACAAUUAAUUAUUGGAUAAAAAAUCAAAUUUUCGCAGCUAAUUCAUACUUGAUAUUAAUGAUGCAAAUUCGAAAAAAAAUAGACCGUCUUCAAGACUAUAGAUGUAGCGAUUAGUCAAAAAUAAUAAUGUAGAAAAUAAUCUUAAGUAUCAUGAAAAUUUGAUUCAAAAGCAAUUCAAAAAAUUAUUAGGUCUCCAAAAACAAACUCAAAAUCUACAUAAAUCUCCUCCUCAAAUACAUAAUAGAGCUAUGAGUAACGGAGAUCUCAAACCUACUAGUGAUAUUGCAAAUAAAUUAAUUGAGUAUAUAAAAAAAUAAUCUGCUAAACAGAUUAAGGGUUAUAGAUCAAUAUCAAAUCCAGAUAUAAUUUAAACAGAUAGAAGACUUAUCUCAAAAUUUGCAGUUAAAACUUAAGCAGGAAUGCUCUAUACAAAAUAAGAGAAAGUAAAUCAGGAUUCUUAUGCAAUUCAUGAGAGGAUAGGAGAUAUCGAUAAUUCAUAUUUACUCUAAGUUUCAGAUGGACAUGGUGUCAAUGGGCAUGAAGUUGCAUAAUUCGUUUAAGAGAAAUUACCAAAUAUUAUCGAUUAACUAUUGAAAUCUCAUAAAUUGGGUAAGAAGGAUUAAGAUAUGAUGAUAUAAGUGAUACUAAGAUAAGCCUUUGAAAGAACAACUAAAGAAUUAUAUUAAUCAGGAAUUGAUAUCACUUAUAGUGGAGCCACAACUGUUUGUUUAUUAGUUAUUAAGCAUACUGGUUGGUGUGCUAAUAUUGGAGAUUCAAGAGCUAUAAUUGGAAGGUAGAAGGAUGGAUUACAUGUGAUUGAGCUUUCGCAUGAUUAAAAGCCUGAUUUGCCUAAAGAGUAGAAAAGGAUACUAUAAAACGGCGGAAGAGUUUAGGCAUAUUCAGAUGAAGAAGGAAAUCCAAUUGGUCCUGCAAGAGUUUGGUUAAAAAAUGAAAAUGUCCCAGGGUUGGCCAUGUCUCGAAGUUUUGGAGAUUAUGUCGCUGCUUAAGUAGGUGUAAUCUCGAUUCCAGAAAUAAUUAAACACACAUUUUAAAAUGACAAAUUCCUUAUUAUUGCGUCUGAUGGAAUUUGGGAAUUUCUCGAUAAUUAAUGGAUUAUAGAUACAGUUUUUGGUUAUUAUUUGAAAAACGAUGCUGAAGGAGCUGUAGAUAAAUUAGUGAAAGAAGCUACAGAAUCAUGGAAAAAGGAAGAAGAAGUUAUAGAUGAUAUCACUUGUAUAGUUGCCUUUUUAAAUUGA